This is a messenger RNA of Nymphaea colorata (pocket water lily), 2908 nucleotides long. Its product is annotated as phospholipase D alpha 1-like. The transcript is spliced from 3 exons. The coding region runs from base 251 to 2689 and encodes 812 amino acids. Gene Ontology annotation, biological process: phosphatidylcholine metabolic process; phospholipid catabolic process. The record is from RefSeq and is a predicted model, not a curated record. Gene Ontology annotation, molecular function: calcium ion binding; D-type glycerophospholipase activity. Gene Ontology annotation, cellular component: plasma membrane. Lineage: Eukaryota; Viridiplantae; Streptophyta; Magnoliopsida; Nymphaeales; Nymphaeaceae.
UCUCCUUCCGUUCAGAUCCGAAGUUCACUCUCCUUUUAUGGUCUCCAUUCCCCGGACGUCGGCAUUGAGCCUUCUUUAGUUUCCUUCCUUCACUGCUCAUACCUUCUGAGGUUGCGGAAUUAUGCGUUCCAUUAGAGGGAAAUUGGAAUCUUCUGAUUGACGUUUGCUGCUUCAAUCUCCUGUCUCCUCUGCUGCAUAGAGCGAAUUUGCUGUAAAAGAGGAGCUUUCUGGUAGAGUCAGUUACCUGAUCAUGGCGAAGAUCCUUCUCCAUGGGACGCUCCACGCGACGAUCUACGAGGCCGAUUCACUCUCGCCGCAUGGGGGCGGUGCCGGAGGCCCGAGGCUUCUUCGAAAGCUUGUGGAAGGAAUCGGAGAGACUGUUGGAUUGGGCAAAGGAGGUUGUGACAUCUAUGCAACUAUAGGUUUGGAGAAAGCCACGGUUGGCAGAACCAGAAUUUUACAGAACGAACCUGUUAAUCCUCGCUGGUAUGAAACCUUUCACAUCUAUUGUGCACAUAUGGCUGCUGAUGUGAUCUUCAGUGUAAAGGAGAGAAAUGCUAUUGGAGCUUCACUAAUAGGAAAGGCCUAUUUACCAGUACAAGAGAUCCUAAGUGGCCAAGAAAUAGAAAGGCGGCUUGAUUUAUGCAACGAACAACGCGACCCCGUUGGAGGAGGAGCUAGGAUCCGUGUUAAGGUCCAAUUCUUUGAUAUCUCUGCUGACCGGCAUUGGUCAAGAGGGAUAAGGAGCCCAAAUUUUCCCGGUGUGCCUUACACCUUCUUUUCUCAGAGAAAAGGAUGCAAAAUUUCUCUUUAUCAAGACGCCCAUGUGCCUGAUAGUUUCAUCCCUAAAAUAUCUCUUGCUAAUGGGAGAUUUUAUGAACCUCACAGAUGUUGGGAGGAUAUCUUUGACGCAAUUAGCAAUGCAAAGCAUUUGAUAUACAUUACUGGGUGGUCUGUUUACACUGAGAUAACAUUGAUAAGAGAUUCAAAGAGACAGAAGCCUGGAGGAGACGUUACCCUUGGUCAGCUUCUCAAGAGGAAAGCCGAUGAGGGUGUGAGAGUUAUGCUGCUGGUUUGGGAUGACCGAACCUCUGUUGGCCUGCUCAAGAAGGACGGGCUCAUGGCUACGCAUGAUGAGGAGACAAUGAACUAUUUUAAGGAUUCAGAUGUUCACUGUGUCUUGUGCCCCAGAAACCCGGACAAUGGUGGAAGCAUCGUUCAGGAUCUACAGAUCUCUACCAUGUUCACACACCAUCAAAAAAUUGUGGUCGUGGACCACGCAAUGCCCAAUCGACGAAGCCAGCGAAGAAGAAUUGUAAGUUUUGUUGGUGGCAUUGAUCUCUGUGAUGGUCGAUACGACACUCAGUAUCACAGUCUAUUUAGAACUUUGGAUACUGCCCAUCACGAUGACUUCCAUCAGCCAAAUUUUGCUGGUGGAUCGAUCAAGAAGGGUGGCCCCAGAGAGCCAUGGCAUGACAUACAUUGCCGCCUUGAAGGGCCAAUUGCAUGGGAUGUCCUCUUCAACUUUGAGCAAAGGUGGAGGAAGCAAGGUGGAAAGGAUUUGCUUGUUGAACUAAGAGACAUGAGCGGUACCAUCAUCCCACCAUCUCCAGUUACUUUCCCUGAAGACAGAGAAACUUGGAAUGUUCAGUUAUUCAGGUCAAUUGAUGGAGGUGCUGCUUUUGGAUUUCCAGAAACUCCUGAGGAUGCUGCUAAAGCUGGUCUGGUUAGUGGGAAGGAUAACAUAAUUGACCGAAGCAUCCAAGAUGCUUAUGUCAAUGCUAUUCGUAGAGCCAAAAGUUUUAUCUAUAUUGAAAACCAGUACUUCCUUGGGAGCUCAUUUGAUUGGAAGAAAGAUGAUAUUAAAGUUGGAGACAUUGAUGCGCUACACCUCAUACCUAAGGAACUUUCCUUGAAGAUUGUGAGUAAAAUAGAAGCUGGAGAACGGUUUGCAGUCUAUGUAGUGUUGCCAAUGUGGCCAGAAGGAGUGCCUGAAAGUGCAUCUGUUCAAGCAAUUCUUGACUGGCAGAGGAGGACGAUGGAGAUGAUGUAUACGGAUAUUUCUCAGGCUCUACAUGCUAAGCGUAUUGAAGCAGAUCCCAGGGAUUAUUUGACUUUUUUCUGCCUCGGCAAUCGAGAGACAAAGAAGAGUGGUGAAUAUGCACCAGAAGAAUCACCGGAGCCAGACACCGAUUACAUUAGAGCUCAGAAAGCAAGAAGAUUCAUGAUAUAUGUUCAUUCCAAGAUGAUGAUCGUUGAUGAUGAGUACAUAAUCAUUGGAUCAGCCAACAUAAACCAGAGGUCCAUGGAUGGAGCUAGAGACUCUGAGAUAGCCAUGGGCGCUUACCAGCCAUACCAUCUGGCAACUCGGGGACCAUCCAGGGGACAAAUUCACGGCUUCCGGAUGGCAUUAUGGUAUGAGCACCUCGGUAUGCUUGAUGAUCUGUUUUUGCGUCCAGAGAAUGUGGAAUGCAUUCGCAAGGUUAACAGAAUUGCAGACAAGUACUGGGAUCUGUACUCCAGCGACAUGCUCGACCGCGACCUUCCUGGCCACUUGCUCAGGUAUCCUGUUGGAGUUACCAACAAUGGCGAUGUCACUCAGCUGCCAGGCAUGGAGUUCUUCCCAGAUACUAAAGCUUGUGUUCUGGGUGCCAAGUCUGACUACUUGCCACCGAUUCUGACAACAUAGAGAGGAUAGAUUUAAGUAGUCCCUUACCGUGUCAUUUGGUUCUUUUGUUUCUGCCACUGUAGGGCUAAAACUUAAGAAAAAGAUCAAAAAGUUGUCUAAGAAUGCUAAAUUCUUAUUUCGCAACUACAAGGAGAAUGUCAAAAUCUACGGUAGGAGGGCACGAUUUACAUGCAUUUCUGUGGUGGUGAUAAUUUUCUAGUAUUGUUCAUCAACUAGUGU